Messenger RNA from Lycium barbarum (goji berry), 2835 nucleotides. RefSeq lists its product as uncharacterized. Gene Ontology annotation, molecular function: UDP-glycosyltransferase activity. The coding region runs from base 50 to 2833 and encodes 927 amino acids. The record is from RefSeq and is a predicted model, not a curated record. The transcript has 3 exons. NCBI's taxonomy places the organism in Eukaryota, Viridiplantae, Streptophyta, Magnoliopsida, Solanales, Solanaceae.
AUAACCAUAGACAUCUUUUGAGUUUUGACCAAAACCUCAAAUCUCUUCAAUGGCUAACCCCUUUGAUCUGAAAAAACACGACCAAAUUAACAAUGAAGAAACAUCACAAAUAGCAAUAGUAAUUGUGCCAUAUUUAGAACAAGGUCAUCUCAAUCCCCUUCUUAACCUCUCUCGUCUACUCUCAUCUUACAACUUUCCUGUAUUUUUCCUAGGCACUAACACUAGCAACCGACAAGCAAAAUUCAGACUAUGUGGUUGGGACAUUCUUGAUUUUCCGACCAUACAUUUUCAUGACCUCGUACCUCAAUCUCCUGGUUCUUGUUCCAAUGUUCCUACUUCAGUAAUGGAGAAAAUAGGCUCAUUUUUCACAUCCAUUUUGCUCCUUCGUAACCCCAUUCGUGAAUUCUUGCAAGAAAUUUCAAGCACAUAUAGAAGGACAGUGGUUAUUAAUGACUUAGGUAUGUCAUGGGUUGUUCAAGAUGCAAUUUCAAUUCCUAAUGUAGAAUGUUACUGUUUCCACACUAUUUCUGCUUUCACCGCUCUGUCAUUCGCCUGUGAAACUACGAAAAAACCACUUCCAUCUCCGGUAGCUGAAAUAAUUGCAGAGCUUCCUCCAAGGGAAAACACAUUUGAUUCAGAAACUAUCGAAUACUUAAAGCUGCAACGCGAGUCAAGAGAUAUUUACUCAGUUGGUCUCCACAAUUCAUGCAAAGAAAUCGAAGGCGUUUUCAUUGAUUUGCUUGAAGAACAACGCAAAAACAAGCAAUGGGCAAUUGGUCCAUUAAAUCCAGUGGAAAUUGGAAGUUUCAGGAAAGAAAGCCAUGCAUGUUUUGCAUGGCUUGAUAAACAAGAACUGAAUUCGGUGAUUUAUGUUUCGUUUGGAUCUACAACUACACUAUCGAACGAACAAAUUAACGAGCUGGCACUUGGAUUAGAACAAAGCGGGCAAAAAUUCAUUUGGGUUCUUCGACAAGCUGAUAAAAAAGGUGGGGAUAAUGUCGAAAGAGGAAUUAACUGCGCUUUGCCAGAAGGGUAUGAGGAGAGAAUUAAAGAAAAGGGGCUUGGUUUUAUAGAAAAAAAUUGGGCCCCACAAUUGGAAAUUUUGGGACACGUGUCAGUUGGUGGAUUCAUGAGUCAUUGCGGGUGGAAUUCUUGUAUAGAGAGCAUUUCAAUGGGAGUGCCAAUUGCUGCUUGGCCUAUUCAUUCGGAUCAACCGAGGAAUACUGUGCUGAUAACGAAGGUUUUGAAGAUUGGGAACAUUGUGAGAGAUUGGGAAAAUCGAGAUGAAUUGGUGAGUGCUGUGAGAAUUGAAAACGCGGUGAGGAAGUUGAUAGGUUCUACAGAAGGGGAGGAGAUACGGCAGAGAGUGGUGGAGUUGAGUGACGCUGUGAAGAAGUCGGUGAUGAAUGGGUCGAGUCGCAAGGAGAUGGAUUCUUUUGUUGCUCAUAUUACCAAAAUCUCUUCAAUGACCAAACUUUGCAAUCAUGAAGUGGCUAUAGUAAUGAUACCAUUACCAGCACAAGGCCAUUUAAACCAACUCCUCCACCUCACCCGCCUUAUCUCCACCUAUCACCUCCCACUCCACUUCACCGGAACCACCGUGCACCUCCACCAAGCAAGGACACGUGUCCAAGGAUGGGACCCACUUUCCAUAUCCAACAUUAAAUUCCACGAAUUCCCAACACCAUGUUACGAAAAUCCACCACCUAAUCCAAAUUCCACCACUAAAUUCCCUUCCCAAUUAAUGCCUUCUUUUCAUGCCACGUGUCAUCUACGUCACCCAAUUACUUCUCUUUUACGUGAACUAUCGUGUAGUAACAAAAGAGUUAUUGUUAUUUACGAUUCUUUAAUAGCUUGGGUACUUCAAGAUGCUCCUAAUAUACCAAAUGUUGAGUGUUAUAGCUUUCGUUGUAUCUCAGCUUUUACUAUUCAUUCUUGGAAUAAACCUAACUCUGUUGAGGAAAAUGAUGAAUUUUUGAAAAAUCUUCCAUCCAUGAAAGAUAGUGUAACGCUAGAGUUUUUAGAAUAUUCCAAAGUACAAAGGGAGUACAGAAAAAAUGUUACUUCAGGUGAUUUAUACAAUUCUUGCUGUGAAAUUGAAGGAUUGUAUCUUGAUUUAUUAUCAAAAGGAAAUAGCGCAGGUCAUAAACAAUGGGCUAUUGGUCCAUUAAACCCAGUGAAACGGUUUGACAAAAAAGAAUCAAGAAAACCCAGUAUAUGUAUAGAUUGGCUGGAUAAACAAGAACCAAAUUCUGUCAUAUUUGUGUCUUUUGGAACAACAACUUCACUUUCAGAUGAAGAAAUUAAAGAAUUGGCAAUUGGGUUGGAGAAAAGUCAGCAAAAAUUCAUAUGGGUAUUGAGAGAUGCAGAUACAGGUGACAUUUUUAAUGGGAAAAGUAGAAAAGUUGAGUUACCAAAAGGGUACGAAGAAAGAGUGGGAAAAAGAGGACUAAUAGUAAGAGAUUGGGCCCCACAAUUGGAAAUAUUGGGACACGUGUCGACAGGUGGGUUCAUGAGUCAUUGCGGAUGGAAUUCAUGUAUGGAGAGUAUAUCAAUGGGAGUGCCAAUAGUUGCUUGGCCAAUGCAUUCAGAUCAACCAACAAAUGCUUAUUUGGUAACUGAGGUGUUGAAACUUGGAGUAGCGUUGAAGGAUUGGGCAAAGAGAGAUGAAUUGGUUUGUUCAGUUGAAGUUGAAAAAUGUGUUAAGAGAUUGAUGGGUUCUGAAGAAGGAGAUGAGAUGAGAAAAAGGGCUAUGGAGUUGAGUAAAUCUGUUGUGGAUGGCGGUGGCAGUGGCAAAGAGAUGGACUCUUUCAUUGCCCAUAUCACAAGAUAAAA